Parathielavia appendiculata is the source of this 643-nucleotide messenger RNA. RefSeq lists its product as uncharacterized. Lineage: Eukaryota; Fungi; Ascomycota; Sordariomycetes; Sordariales; Chaetomiaceae. The coding region runs from base 175 to 546 and encodes 123 amino acids. The transcript has a single exon. The record is from RefSeq and is a predicted model, not a curated record.
AUGUGGAGCUGCACAGCGUCAACCGGUUCCAUCCACUCCGUCAGAUGGAAAAGAUUGCCAGCCUGGGCAACCUUCAGUUCCCAGCUUGACUUCGACUUGAAAUCCUAAAGUCCUACCUUCCUCUAUGCAUUUGGUUCAGCAACCGCUUCAAUGAGGUGACAUUUUAUCUACGGAAUGGGCAACCCGGUGAAGUGGAGACAAGACUCAUCGAAAACCAUCUCUCUGCGCAGCGAUCGGAAUCCGUGCAGCCAUCGCGACGAGGCCCGGCCGUUACCGUGUGCCACGGGCCGACUCCAUAUACUGUGGGCCGUAUUUGGUUCACCUGAACAUCGCGGAUACGGUCCCCGGCCGCCGCGCGAACCGCUGUUCUUGAAGCGACUUCAUGGUGUGCAUAUCUACAGUUGCAUGCUUUGCGCAGCAGCUGGGCUGCGGGGCACGCUCUGCCGGCGCCCGAUUCGCCGCCGGAAGAUCCAUCGGGACCUUGGCUCCACCACAAAGGCGUGGAUGACAUCUAGAAACGGGCGAUGUCGGUCUCGGCGGAAAUAAGGCCGGAUGUAGCCUCGCCUGUGAAUUGGACUUUUCCCGGCGUCGGAUGCGACUAUGACAAACAGGAUGGGGCCGUGUGCCGAGUUGAUCUUUGGGG